UCGUGUGGAUUCUCUUCUCGCUGGCGCGACCUAGCUGAUGAGGACAAACUUUUGUUCCAUUUCCCAUAGGCCCGACUCCUCCGUGGCUCUACCAAGCUUGUCCCAGCCUGCGACUCCAUUUACAUUUACACCACAACAAGCACAUCGUCAUUUGAGUUUGUCAGGUCGAGGGGUUGUGUGAUCGCCAUGCGGGCCUCCUCAUAACAUGUAUAUUUACCUGGGGCCCCUUACUCUACGGUAAUUGAAAUUCUUCUCAUCCACAGCCCUGGAUCAGUUUUGACUUGCAGUUUCUUUAAGUCCUGGACCGCCUCGUCCCUUUUCGUAAGGAUAUCGCCAUUCUUACAUCGUCCCCCAUCGAGACUCCACCAUGAGCUUCAACCAUGACGAAGAGCAUGGCGCCGGCCACACCGGCCGCCAUAUGAGCGUGUCCAACUAUGCCGGCAACUUGGGUGCUCCAACCUACGACACGUCCCGCAGAAGAUCAUCCAUUGUACCCGCUGCUGCCGUCGGGGCCACCACCGACGAGGUCAUCUUCAACCAGAAGGAUGAGACCCUUCGCAAGAUGUCCGUCGCCGUUCCCAACUUGGCCGAGCUCUCUGCCGAUGCCAAAGCUGCCGCCGAUCUGGAGCACUCUUUGGGCUUCCGUGAGGGCUGCAAACUCUACCCCAAGGCCAUCAUGUUCUCCUUUUGCCUGUCGCUAGCCGUUAUCAUGGAGGGUUAUGACACCUAUCUCCUGGGAAAUUUCUUUGGAAACCAAUCUUUCGCUCGCAAGUUCGGUGGGCCUGGUCCUAUCAAAGACGGCGUGCAGACAUAUGAAGUUUCUGCGAGCUGGCAGAGCGCCCUCGGUAACGGUAGCGCUGCUGCCCAGAUCAUUGGUCUCUUCCUCAACGGAAUCAUCUCUGAGAGAAUCGGCUACCGCUGGACCAUGAUAGGUGCUCUUUUCUUCAUUUGUGGCACUAUCUUCAUCACCUUCUUUGCCGUCAACGUCCAAAUGUUACUGGCUGGUUAUGUCCUUUCGGGCCUGCCAUGGGGCGUUUUCCAGACACUCACCACAACAUAUGCCGCCGAAGUGACCCCCGUACCUCUCCGGCCUUACCUCACCACCUACGUCAACCUGUGUUGGGUCAUCGGCCAGCUAAUCGCCGCUGGUAUCCUCAAAGCCUUUGUCAACGUUAGUGAUGAAUGGGCUUACCGCAUUCCUUAUGCCAUUCAAUGGGUCUGGCCUCUUCCCAUUGCGCUCACUGCCUUCCUCGCCCCCGAAUCACCUUGGUGGUUGGUGCGGCACGGCAAGCUCGACCAGGCACGCGCCGCUUUGCUCAAGCUCACUUCUAAGAAAAAUGUCAACUUCAAUGUUGAGGACACUCUGGCCAUGAUGAUCCACACCAACGAGCUUGAAAUUCAACAGACGGCCGGUACCUCUUACCUCGACUGCUUCAAGGGUGUCGACCUCCGUCGAACCGAGGUCACUUGCGUCACCUGGCUCAUUCAGCAGACUUCUGGCUCGCCCAUGAUCGGAUGGGGUACUUACUUUAUGAUUCAAGCUGGCUUGAGCGAUGCCAAUGCUUACUCUCUCGGUGUUGGCCAGUCUGCCAUGGGCUUCUGCGGCACCGUUCUCUCUUGGUUCCUGAUGCCUCACUUUGGCCGUCGAACUCUGUACAUUGCGGGACAGAUAGUCAUGUUUGUCAUUCUCAUGAUCAUCGGCGGACUCGGAGUGCCUGGCUUGUCCACCAGUAUUGGUUGGGCAUCUGGUGCCUUGAUUUUGAUUCUCACUUUCGUCUAUGAUUUCACCGUCGGACCCGUCUGCUAUUCUUUGGUGGCAGAGCUUCCUUCCACUCGUCUUCGAAUCAAGACCGUCGUUUUGUCUCGAAAUGUAUACAACAUCAUGGGCAUUGUCAUUGGAACUCUCCAACCCCGCAUGAUGAACCCUACUGCUUGGAAUUGGCGCGGCAAGACUUGCUUCUUCUGGGGAGGUCUUAAUUUGCUUGGUCUGAUCUGGACCUAUUUCCGCCUUCCAGAGCCAAAGGGUCUUACUUACGCUGAAUUGGAUGUCUUGUUCGAGAACAAGGUCUCUGCUCGCAAGUUCAAGAGUGUCAAGGUUGAUCCCUACCGCUCUGACAACUUGGUUAUUGUGCCAGAUGAUGAGGGAAGCUCUCACGAUGCCACGGAGAAGAAGGGGUUCUGAUCGUCUGAUUCCAAGCCAAGAGAUACCAUGUGAUGAGUCCUGGUGGCUCGAGAUUAUGUCGAUACCAUCUGUCAAUGGCCAGAUAAUGUGUUCUUUGUCUCUCAUACUUGUGUACUCAAUUCUCGCACGCGAUACUUCUGACAGCAACAUAUGUAAAUCAUAUCACGAAUCUUCGAUUCGCAAAGUCUGCGUAGGUGUG
This is a messenger RNA of Exophiala mesophila, 2381 nucleotides long. RefSeq lists its product as uncharacterized. Gene Ontology annotation, molecular function: carbohydrate:proton symporter activity. The transcript is spliced from 2 exons. NCBI's taxonomy places the organism in Eukaryota, Fungi, Ascomycota, Eurotiomycetes, Chaetothyriales, Herpotrichiellaceae. Gene Ontology annotation, biological process: carbohydrate transport; transmembrane transport. Bases 368 to 2182 code for a protein of 604 amino acids. The record is from RefSeq and is a predicted model, not a curated record. Gene Ontology annotation, cellular component: membrane.